UAUAAUAUUGUUACUGAAUGUGUUCUGGGAGUUGGUGUGCAGUACCAUAUUGUAACAGAGAAGAAUACACUUAAAAUUUGAAAGUCGGUUUCAAAUUCAAGAUUUAGAGCAUGGCUAAACACCUAACACUGAUCUGUUUUUUGUGGAUGGAACUUGCUUUGAUUUCAUACGUCAUAGCUGAAAAAGAAGCAUUUCCAGAGGGCUUCUUUCCUUUUGAAGAAGCUUCCACUCGAUACCAGACACCACCGAAAGUUCGAAAACCUCCGUAUGUGAUAGGUGAUGGUCCUUGCCCCGGUGUCGAUUUUAAAGGGCGAUUUCCUCCAAAAUAUUCGUUAUGUGGUGAUCUCAGCCGAGGUUUUAUUCCCCAAAAUCCCAUGAAUCAAUUUUCAGCGGAUGAUCCCUAUCCUUUUGAUCUGAUUAAAACCAAGACGCUGAAGUUUUUGUCAGCUGCGUUGCCAUUUCUGAAACAAGAUCCAAAAAUACCAAAAGUGGCAAGGUUCGUUGGAGCGCCCAUUUCCUAUCGAGAGCCAGGAGGGUUUGAUCUUCACCAAACUUCUUUAUUCCGUCGGAAGAAACGCUUUUCUGAUCCUGGAGCCAAACCAUACAAAGCACCAAUACAAGUCAAGAAUGAGGUAACCAGUACAGAAAAGUCUAACCAAACCGAAACUACGGUCAACUUGAUGAAACAAAAAGACGUUUAUAAUCACACCCAGUCUUUAACAAAUUCAACUGUUACCAGCCGUGAACUAUGCCCUCAAGGUUCUGGACUACUGUGCUCCUUGAUAAGUACCAUGACGAGUCUCUACUUCCAAAAUCAAGCAGAAUCAUCAGGCUUUUUAAAUCAACCAUCAAACUCUGAUGUACAGAAUUCUGUCAACGAACCAAGCCAAAGUUCUUCUACAGCUCUUUUAUCCCUUUUGCCCACAAUUAUAAAUGCACUUCAGGAAGAAUCGAGUUCAUCUUCUAAACCUGAAAAACCCAGUUAUGAAGAUAAUUCAUCAAAAGAUCGUUCCCCUUUAUUACAGAUGUUAUCUAUUUUAACGGGUGCCAGUGGUCAGUCAUCAUCGAAUAAUGGUGUGAUUGGAGUUGGUAGCCAUGUUCCCACUGCUCUUUCUUUAAUACUCGAUCUUAUUAGAAGCGGAAACUCCCCAUUAGAUUAUCUAUCUAACAUCCUUCCAAACAGACGGGGCACUCCUUCAACCAACAGCGGGUCCAGUCAGUCUGAGAGUCACCCACCGUUGAACAAUCUGUCAGAAGAGCUUCCGCCAACGCCGUGUCCAUCGAUUGAGGAGUAUGUCACUCCAACUUUUGCUCGGAACUACAAAGGUGUUUGGAAGUACGUUGUACAAAUCCCGCAAGAAGGAUACUUCACUCAGACCGUCCAACAGACUAAGUGUGUGCGGUCUCAUUGUGAUUUUACGGAUGGAGUAUGCCAUGAAAGUCCUCGGUGGGUGAGUCUUUUAGUAGCAGAGAUUUUCUAUCCUAACAUCUAUUUUCCCACAUCUACUCCCACUACUCCAGGAUCUAGUAACACCUAUAAAGACGGCGUGCCACCUGUCGAGGAUUUCACCAACUUCCAACAAUACUUACGUCGUCGUGUUGGAGAACCCGAAGUUCAUUCAAAUCAUUAUCCGAACUAUUAUCAGAGUAACACGAAACUGUCAACUUUUCCUAAUGGUCUCCCUGAUACUGAGAACUGUGACAGUUACGACGAAAUAGGCUGUUACAUUGUUCGUAUGUAUUACGACUGGUUCCUAGUGAACGGCUCAUGCAAGUGUUGGAAACCUGAAGGAAGAGCAUUGUUCACACGCAAGUAAACAUUCCAAAUAUCUUUGAGUUAUUUGUUGACCACUGUUAUUGUUGGCAAAGAAAAAAACGAUACAAAAAAGGAGCAACUGUACACGGAGUUGAAGUUAAAACUGUAAUCUCUUUUUUUCAACGAUCGCGUAGUCAGUUGCUUCAAUGUUAUAUUUCAGUAAUUAUCUAAUAUUAUUAUACUCGUUUACUUCACAUGAUCAUACAUUAACGAACUAUUAGUUUUCUUACUGUUGGCUGGCGGAUACUGAAUCCAGUAUUUUUGAUGAUCAAAUGAACUUUGGUUUCUUUAUGAAUUACUCGUUUUCUUACUGUUGGUUGGCGGAUAUUGAAUCCAGUAUUUUUGAUGUUCAAAUGAACUUAGUUCCUUUAGGAAUUACUAGCUUUCUUACUGUUGGUUGGCGGAUAGUGUAUCCAGUAUUUGUGAUUAUCAAAUUAAUUUAGGUUUCUUUACGAAUUACUAGUUUUCUUACUGUUGGUUGGCGGAUAGUGUAUCCACUAUUUGUGAUUAUCAAAUUAAUUUAGGUUUUUUACGAAUUACUAGUUUUCUUACUGUUGGUUGGCGGAUAUUGAAUCCAGUAUUUUUGAUGAUCAAAUGAACUGUUUCAUUAUGAUCUGAAAUUUUUUAUGGUAUAACUUUUCAACUUCUUUUAUUUUCCACGGAAAAACAACGCUUAUUGUGCAAACUUAUCGUUCCUACUCUUUUCUUAUUGGUUCACAAAAUUUGUCAUGGAAACCAAUUCUAGAAAUGUGUAAUGAGGUGACGCCGCCACGAUCUUUCACAUUAUUUUAUACGAUUCAAAUAUUUAUUCAUUUGAGUUGCAUUCACAAAUACGUUAUUUAUGUAAUCAAUUUUUUAGGGAUAUGUGA
Limulus polyphemus (Atlantic horseshoe crab) is the source of this 2685-nucleotide messenger RNA. RefSeq lists its product as uncharacterized. Gene Ontology annotation, molecular function: growth factor activity; Toll binding. The transcript has 5 exons. Gene Ontology annotation, biological process: innate immune response; regulation of Toll signaling pathway; central nervous system formation. NCBI's taxonomy places the organism in Eukaryota, Metazoa, Arthropoda, Merostomata, Xiphosura, Limulidae. The coding region runs from base 111 to 1817 and encodes 568 amino acids. Gene Ontology annotation, cellular component: extracellular region. The record is from RefSeq and is a predicted model, not a curated record.